AAUAAAUGUUAAAAAAUGUCAAACCAAAAGUUGAGGUCCAAAAAGGCAAAAGGGUGUAUCGUAAUUAAGUCUCUUCUGGUGGCCAAAGCGUCACGGAACAGAACAAUCGAGAAGAGCCAGCCGGCUGCUGAAGUCUCUUCUACCUUGAAUCGGAAUCCAUGGCUGUGCAAGCCGGCGUUCAAACCUCCAAAGUCCUCAUCUUACUCGGCGCAGGUGUAUCUGGUUCGAUCGUGCUGAGACAUGGGAGGUUGUCUGACCUAAUAGCGCAGCUUCAAGAAUUACUCAAAGGAGCUGAAGGAGUUGAAAGCACACCUUAUAGUUAUAAGUAUGACAGUGCCGCCCUAGCUGCUCAGAUUCGACAGCUCGCAAAUGAAAUCAAAGAGCUAAGUAUGAUUAAUCCAGUUACCAUAUUUAACGGAGAUUCAAACAACAGUGGCUAUGCUUCUUACCUGGUUCCAGCGGCCGCCGUUGGAGCUAUGGGAUACUGUUACAUGUGGUGGAAGGGUUGGUCAUUCUCCGAUGCAAUGUUUGUGACAAAGAAAAAUAUGGCUAAUGCAGUUGAAUCUUUUUCGAAACAACUAAACGACUUGUCAGAAACACUAGCGUCAACAAAGAAACAUCUUUCUAAGGAACUAUCGAAAUUGGAUUGGAAGGUGGAAGAGCAGACAGAGAUAUCUAAAAUGAUCUUAAAUGAUGUAACAGCCGUGAAAUCAAGCAUAUCGCAACUUGGGUAUGACUUUCAACAAAUUAAUGAAAUGAUAUCUGGAAUAGAAGGGAAGAUUGACAGUCUUGAAAGCAAACAAGUAAAUCUUAUUUACAUCCACCAACCAGUUGACAUAAUCAGUUUUCUUAAAUCCUAUUUAAUUGGAACACUUUUCUGCUGGUUAAACUCUCAGGAUGUGACCCUCUCGGGACUAUGGCAUCUAUGUCAAAUUGCAGGAGUUAAAGACAGUCCAGCUACUAAAGUCUUUCAGGAUGUUGGUGCGAAAUUACCAAUUGAUGCAAAACCAUCAUCUAGCAAUUCUCUAUCGGGUCUGCGGUUCCUAACAGAAGGAGAGGAGGGUGUGAACGUGAUACACAACAAGCCUGUAUUGGAGAAAGAAAGCCCGUUGGUGGUGAAACCAGUGGAGGAGAAAACAAAACCUGCCGUGGUGACAAGAAGCAGAGUUCACAGAGCGUUUCCCGGUGGAAUAUCUUGGGCACAAGACCUUACCAGACAAUCAUAAACUACAUUUUUUGGGGGGGUUGUUUUACAAAGAAUUUACUUUAUAUGGUCCCAACUUGUGAUACUGAUACUGGGACUGGGGCAAUUAUUUAUCUGUAAGUAAGUGAACUAUACACAUAUUGCAUUCAUCAACAGUUUCUGUUGCCUGCCCUUAUUGUUUGUGAAAGAAAGAGUGAAAAAAUGCUUUCACGAUUGUUUGAAUGAGAAUAAAAUGAUGCGUGGAUUUGUUCUAA
Messenger RNA from Brassica napus (rape), 1458 nucleotides. RefSeq lists its product as uncharacterized. Lineage: Eukaryota; Viridiplantae; Streptophyta; Magnoliopsida; Brassicales; Brassicaceae. The record is from RefSeq and is a predicted model, not a curated record. The coding region runs from base 159 to 1226 and encodes 355 amino acids. The transcript has 10 exons.